AUGAUGACUGGUGGUACUUCAGCUGAAGGAAAGCUCAUCCAUACCUUCCAGGGCCAUAUUUUAGAAAAGUUAGAUGAAGAUAUCCAGACAGUCAAUGCAAUAAAAUCGAAGCUUUUGAAUGAAGCUACCGAUCCUGCGGCCAAAAGUGCUCCCUCGCCAGCACCACCAUCAUCAUCCUUCAAAUCUCCAUUAUCGAACGAAAAUAAGGGAGCUUCGUUGCUAGAGGAUGGACCAUUAGACUCUCUGAAAAACGAGGUGGCGCUGGACUCCAAAAAUCCAUUAAAAGAUUCCAAUAACAACAGACAGGUGAUGUUGGAAGAUUCAUCUUCCCCCAACGAAAGAAACUGGGAUGCAAACGAUACCAUAUCAAAUAAUGUGGACAAGUCCAGUUUUAGAAAUUAUAUCAUUGCAUGUGAUAGAGUGAAGGCAUUUUACAAGGAACAACAUCAUAAACAAACCUUUGCUUAUAAUAUCCAAGCGAGAAUAAACUUCAAAACCAAGGUACGAGCCAGACUUACCAUUUGGGAUGCUUUGGUGAAAUUGAAUAAUCUCAUAGACAAAAGUGACCCAGACACAGAAUUAUCGCAAAUCGAUCAUGCAAUACAAACGGCAGAAGCAAUUCGUAGAGAUAGAAAGCCAAGAUGGAUGCAGUUGGUGGGUUUAAUUCAUGACUUGGGUAAGCUACUAUACUUUUUCGAUGCGAAAGGUCAAUGGGAUGUGGUAGGUGAUACUUUCCCUAUUGGAUGCGGGUUCUCUAAAAGGAUCAUUUUCCAUGAAUUUUUCAAAGAUAAUCCAGAUUCUUACCAUCCGAUCUACAAGACAAAAUAUGGCAUUUAUUCACCUCAUUGUGGGCUCGAUAAUGUUAUGUUAAGUUGGGGACAUGAUGAAUAUAUGUACCAUAUAGCCAAAUUGCAUUCAACUUUACCUAAAGAGGGGCUUGCCAUGAUAAGAUAUCAUUCAUGCUAUCCUAUCCAUCGUGAGAAUGGCUAUGAACAUUUGAUGAAUGAAGAUGAUAAAAAAAUGAUUGCUGCGGUUAAGGCUUUCAACCCCUAUGAUUUGUACUCUAAGUCAAAAGAUGUUUAUAAAGUUGAAGAGCUAGAGCCCUAUUACCUUGGAUUAAUUGAUGAAUUUUUUCCCAACAAGACGGUGGAAUUUUAA
Messenger RNA from Saccharomycopsis crataegensis, 1158 nucleotides. Its product is annotated as inositol oxygenase. The record is from RefSeq and is a predicted model, not a curated record. The coding region runs from base 1 to 1158 and encodes 385 amino acids. The transcript has a single exon. Gene Ontology annotation, molecular function: iron ion binding; inositol oxygenase activity. NCBI's taxonomy places the organism in Eukaryota, Fungi, Ascomycota, Saccharomycetes, Ascoideales, Saccharomycopsidaceae. Gene Ontology annotation, biological process: inositol catabolic process. Gene Ontology annotation, cellular component: cytoplasm.